Molecule: messenger RNA, 2087 nt
Organism: Penaeus indicus
Lineage: Eukaryota; Metazoa; Arthropoda; Malacostraca; Decapoda; Penaeidae
Exons: 8
Coding region: 297-1595 (432 amino acids)
Source: RefSeq, a predicted model, not a curated record
UAUAUAUAUAUAUAUAUAUAUAUAUAUAUAUAUAUAUAUAUAUAUAUAUAUAUAUACUGUGUAUAUAUUUCGAUACAGUAUUCAUGGCUUCUUAUGGAAAUUCAUGAUAAUGUUUAACAUAUCGUGUUUAAAAUAGACAAAAGUGUACACAUGAGAGAAAGAUUGAUAUAAAGAAAGGAGUGAUAAUUAUGAUUGGAAAAAUAAAUAUUCAUGUUAUAUAUACAGAAAUAUAUUAGAACUAAAGAGGAAACAAAAGAACAUCGCAAUUAGGAAGAAAGGGAAACGGAAUCGACAAAAUGGCGGGAAAUUUGACGUCAGUUUCGUUACGAAAAAUGUUUGUAUUUUUCGCUUUGUCUAUUUUGCUCAGAGUUACUACGGGAAGAGACAUCUCCGGCCCCCAGGAAGCCUGCACGCCCGCGACCGGCUGUCUGGAGGGCUGGGAGGCGCCGAGGCCGGAGUGCGUGGAUUUCAGGUGCCAAUGUCCCGACGGCACUUGCACUGUCAUCACCCGGACGGUUGGCAGCGCCCAUUAUAGCUAUUACUGUGGGACUUGCGGCACCAUGGGGUCUGCGUGUGCCAAUUCCUCUGCCGAGUGCCAAGGGGGUGCCAGAUGUAGUGGCGGGUAUUGCAUGUGUGACGGAGGAAAUAUUUACAGGGAGGUGUGCGUGAGAGAAGUUCCAGUUCCGACUUCGACCAACAGCCUCGUCCUUAUACUCGUCCUCGUCUUCCUCCUCGUCCUCAAUAAACUCAUCUCCUCACGAGACACCUUGAAGAAAUGUUUUUGUCGCUACAGAUCCAGCGAAGAAGAGGAGACGACGGUCGUCGGCUUCAACCCUCAGAGCUCAGAGAAAUCGGCGGCUUUCACCAUCACCAAUUCGGAAUUCAUGGCUGUGUCCAACGACCCUGACUUGGACUGGGCGCUCGAACUCUCCCGCCAGUUCUCGAGGCGCGGCGAGGACUGGAUCACCCUCGGCGAGUCCACGUGGUCCUCCAGCUGGUCCUCGGGGGCGUCGGAAGUCGACCUCGAGAUGCUGAGGGUGAGGUUGGGGUCGCGUUCGAGGACGAGGGAGGUGGAGGAGGAGGAGGAGGAGGUUCUUGGAGGAGCCACGGCGUCGAGUUCCAGGAGGUGGAGUGCGAGUGCGAACGCCGCCGCGCCCUCGUCAAGGUCGACCUCCAGGCUGAGAGGGGCGCCGAGGUCCUCAAGGUCAUCCUCGUCCUCAGGGUCGUCGUCUCGGCCUCUCCCUCCUCGCCUGACCUCCACGCCUUCGUCCUUGAGGCCUUCUCUACCUCCUUCAUCGCCUUCUUCGUCUGCUAUUCCAUAUUCCUCUCCUCCUUCUCCUUCUCCUUCGCGUUCUUCUUCGUCUCCUCCUUCGCUUUCUCCGUCUUCAGCUUCUUAUCCACCUCCUUCUUCCCUUCCUUCGUCAUCCUCUCCUCCACCCUCUCCUUCCUCUUCCUCCUCCUCCUCUUCCUCCUCCUCGUUCCGUUCCUGCCGUUCCGACGCGACCUCCGGCUCAGGAACAGCUGGAGAUCGUGAGGCGCGUUCUGUGUCCCGGUGUUCCUCGCGUUCCUCGUCCACGUCUGCCGCUGGAGUGUGAGGGGAGGUGGAGCAGGUGGAACAGGUGGUACAGGUGGAAUAUGUGGAGCAGGUGGAACAGUUGGAGCAGGUGGAAUAUGUGGUACAGGUGGAACAGGUGGAACAGAUGGUGCAAGUGGAGCAGGUGGAACAGAUGGUACAGGUGGAACAGGUGGAACAGGUAGAACGGGUGGAACAAGUGGUAAAUGUGGAACGGCAAAAAUAUGAAAUAAAUGUGGAUAAGGAAAAUGAAGGUGAUAAUAACAAAAAAGAAAUAUCUAUUGAAGAUGAACAAGGAACAAGGAAAAUAAAGAAUGAUUUUAGCAUGAUUUGGUGGAACUACAGAAAAAUAUAUAUAAUAAAGAUGGAUAAAAAAACACAGAGAAAAAUAAAUGUUGGCCUUAUCAACAGCAAACACUAAGGUUAAGAUUAAUUUUUAAAAAUAACGAAAAAACAGGAGUACAGUAGUCUGGUGGAACCGCAAGAAUGUGUAAUAAAGAUAAAGUCUGUUUUA